AUGAACGCAGCUGUUCCAGUGGCUGGCGCUUAUGCAUCACCUGCUGCGUAUGGCAUAAGUAGCACAAGCGCGCGCCGUGGGGCAAUCACCGACGCCACGGCUGUUGGUGGUUCCCCUCAGCAGGCGGGGCAGCGUCAGCAAUCGGCCGCCACUGGUGGUCGUUCCUCGCAGCAGGCGCGGCAGCCCCUUCCUACCGCCACCGCUGCUGGUCGUUCACUGCAGCAGGGGGGUGUGCAUCACUCCUCCGCCUCUGCUGACAUUGCAUCACAGCUGCAGGGUUCUCCUCCCCUUCCUACCGCCGCCGCUGCUGGCUUCUCGCAUCAGCAGGAGCCGCUGCAUCACUCCUCUGCCACUUGUGCUGGUGCAUCACAGCUGCAGGGUUCUCCUCCCCUUCCUACCGCCGCUGCUGCUGGCUACUCGCAUCACCAGGAGCUAAUGCAUCACUCCUCUGCCGCUGCUGCCGGUGCUUCACAGCUGCAGGGUCCUCCUCCCCUUCCUACCGCCGCCACUGCUGGUCGUUCACUGCAGCAUGGGGGUGUGCAUCACUCCUCCGCCUCUGCUGACGGUGCAUCACAGCUGCAGAGUUCUCCUCCCCUUCCUACCGUUGCCGCUGCUGGCUUCUCGCAUCAGCAGGAGCCGCUGCAUCACUCCUCUGCCACUUGUGCCGGUGCAUCACAGCUGCAGGGUUCUCCUCCCCUUCCUACCGCCGCUGCUGCUGGCUACUCGCAUCAGCAGGAGCUGAUGCAUCACUCCUCUGCCGCUGCUGCCGGUGCUUCACAGCUGCAGGGUCCUCCUCCCCUUCCUACCACCGCCGCUGCUGGUCGUUCACUGCAGCAGGGGGGUGUGCAUCACUCUUCCGCCUCUGCUGACGGUGCAUCACUGCUGCAGGGUCCGCCUCCCCUUCCUACCGCCGCUACUGCUGGCUACUCGCAUCAGCAGGAGCUGAUGCAUCACUCCUCUGCCGCUGCUGACAGAGCUUCACACCUGCAGGGCUCUCCUCCCCUUCAUACCGCCGCCGCUGCUAGAUACUCGAGUCAGCAGGAGCUGCUGCAUCACUCCUCUGCCGCUGCUGCCGGUGCCUCACAGCUGCAGGGUUCUCCUCCCCGUCCUACCGCCGCCGCUGCUGGAUACUCGAGUCAGCAGGAGCCGCUGCAUCACUCCUCUGCCGCUGCUGCCGGUGCUUCACAGCUGCAGGGUUCUUCUCCCCUUCAUACCGCCGCCGCUGCUGGAUACUCGAGUCAGCAGGAGCUGCUGCAUCACUCCUCUGCCGCUGCUGCCGGUGCCUCACAGCUGCAGGGUUCUCCUCCCCUUCCUACCGCCGCCGCUGCUGGAUACUCGAGUCAGCAGGAGCCGCUGCAUCACUCCUCUGCCGCUGCUGCCGGUGCUUCACUGCUGCAGGGUCCUCCUCCCCUUCCUACCACCGCCGCUGCUGGCUACUCGCCUCAGCAAGAGGACCUGCAUCUGCCUACCGCUACCUCUGCUUUUGAUAUCUGGCUGCAAGGACCUCCUCCCCUUCCUACCACCGCUGAUGCUGGUUUCGCUGCUGAGCAGGUGGGAAUGCAUCAGUUUACAGCUGCCGCUGAUCCUGGGUGCGUCUCGCAUGAACCUCAGCCUCUUGCCUCCGCUGCAGCAGCUGGUCAGUACACUCAACAAGGUAAUAACCAGUACACAACAAAUGCCGCCACCGCAGCAGCUCAAUUCGACAAUAGCCAGCCGCCCAGCAGGCCUAUCAGCCCUCCCUCUGUCCAUCGUAUGGAGGGAAUGGCAACUGAGGAUGGUCCAUCCUCUCCAUUUGUGCUGCCAAACCAUACUAGAGUACCUACAAGGGGGGUAGUGGCAAACCCUGCACCGGAAAGAGAGCCUGUUUAUGUGGCCGCCUUCCAGACUCACCUCGGGGAAACUUUGGGGCCAGCACCACCCACGGGAGACGGUGCUGCUGUUGGAAGGGCAGAGUUCGAUGCCAUGAUGGCGGAGGUUAGACGGCUGCAACGUGAGAACCUGACCUUGCAGAAUCAGGUUGCAGCAUACGGUCGUUCACAAUCACCAUCCCCGUCAUCAUCUUCCAAUGAUGACGACGAACAUGCAUCCCCCCAUGAACCACCCUCCCAACCCCUAGGUGUCCCGGCUCAGAGGGCGCAGCCGCAAGUGAUCCUUGCCAACCGGCAUACUGUGGGAACAGCAGUUGGCGAGGCACACAACAUGGGCAUCGCUACGGACUACAACACAAUUGCGCCGGAUCUCGAACCGUUCGCGACAAAGUUGGCCGCAGCCAUGAAGACGAUUCCACCUGCUAAUGGUGGCUUGUAUGUGCGCAUUGGAGGUGGUGCAGGGCUGCCACUUCACCUCUGUGGGCUAUGCAUUGGCUGGGGCCUCCUCUCUUUAGUGCCCCUACUAAUGGUUCCCCCCCGUGUGUUUUCCCCCCCAUCGUUUGUCUCUGCAGGUGCGCAUUGGAGGUGCCCAUUGGAGGUGGUGCAGGGCUGCCACUUCACCUCUGUGCGCAUUGGAGGUGGUGCAGGGCUGCCACUUCACCUCUGUGGGCUAUGCAUUGGCUGGGGCCUCCUCUCUGUAGUGCCCCUACUCAUGGUUCCCCCCCGUGUGUUUUCCCCCCCAUCGUUUGUCUCUGCAGGUGCGCAUUGGAGGUGCGCAUUGGGGGUGGUGCAGGGCUGCAACUUCACCUCUGUGGGCUAUGCAUUGGCUGGGGCCUCCUCUCUGUGCGCAUUGGAGGUGGUGCAGGGAUGCCACUUCACCUCUGUGCGCAUUGGAGGUGGUGCAGGGCUGCCACUUCACCUCUGUGGGCUAUGCAUUGGCUGGGGCCUCCUCUCUGUAGUGCCCCUACCCAUGGCUCCCCCCAGUGUGUUUUCCCCCCCAUCGUUUGUCUCUGCAGGUGCGCAUUGGAGGUGCGCAUUGGAGGUGGUGCAGGGCUGCCACUUCACCUCUGUGGGCUAUGCAUUGGCUGGGGCCUCCUCUCUGUGCGCAUUGGAGGUGGUGCAGGGCUGCCACUUCACCUCUGUGCGCAUUGGAGGUGGUGCAGGGAUGCCACUUCACCUCUGUGGGCUAUGCAUUGGCUGGGGCCUCCUCUCUGUAGUGCCCCUACUCAUGGCUCCCCCCCCCUUGUGUUUUUCCCCCCAUCGUUUGUCUCUGCAGGUGCGCAUUGGAGGUGGUGCAGGGCUGCCACUUCACCUCUGUGGGCUGUGCCCAUUGGAGGUGGUGCAGGGCUGCCACUUCACCUCUGUGCGCAUUAGAGGUGGUGCAGGGCUGCCACUUCACCUCUGUGGGCUAUGCAUUGGCUGGGGCCUCCUCUCUGUAGUGCCCCUACUAAUGGUUCCCCCCCGUGUGUUUUCCCCCCCAUCGUUUGUCUCUGCAGGUGCGCAUUGGAGGUGCGCAUUGGAGGUGGUGCAGGGCUGCCACUUCACCUCUGUGGGCUAUGCAUUGGCUGGGGCCUCCUCUCUGUGCGCAUUGGAGGUGGUGCAGGGAUGCCACUUCACCUCUGUGCGCAUUGGAGGUGGUGCAGGGCUGCCACUUCACCUCUGUGGGCUAUGCAUUGGCUGGGGCCUCCUCUCUGUAGUGCCCCUACCCAUGGCUCCCCCCCGUGUGUUUUCCCCCCCAUCGUUUGUCUCUGCAGGUGCGCAUUGGAGGUGGUGCAGGGCUGCCACUUCACCUCUGUGGGCUAUGCAUUGGCUGGGGCCUCCUCUCUGUAGUGCCCCUACCCAUGGCUCCCCCCCGUGUGUUUUCCCCCCCAUCGUUUGUCUCUGCAGGUGCGCAUUGGAGGUGGUGCAGGGCUGCCACUUCACCUCUGUGCGCAUUGGAGGUGGUGCAGGGCUGACACUUCACCUCUGUGGGCUAUGCAUUGGCUGGGGCCUCCUCUCUGUGCGCAUUGGAGGUGGUGCAGGGCUGCCACUUCACCUCUGUGGGCUAUGCAUUGGCUGGGGCCUCCUCUCUGUAGUGCCCCUACCCAUGGCUCCCCCCCGUGUGUUUUCCCCCCCAUCGUUUGUCUCUGCAGGUGCGCAUUGGAGGUGCGCAUUGGAGGUGGUGCAGGGCUGCCACUUCACCUCUGUGCGCAUUGGAGGUGGUGCAGGGCUGACACUUCACCUCUGUGGGCUAUGCAUUGGCUGGGGCCUCCUCUCUGUGCGCAUUGGAGGUGGUGCAGGGCUGCCACUUCACCUCUGUGGGCUAUGCAUUGGCUGGGGCCUCCUCUCUGUGCGCAUUGGAGGUGGUGCAGGGCUGCCACUUCACCUCUGUGGGCUAUGCAUUGGCUGGGGCCUCCUCUCUGUAGUGCCCCCACUCAUGGCUUUCCCCCCUUGUGUUUUUCCCCCCAUCGUCUGUCUCUGCAGGUGCGCAUUGGAGGUGGUGCAGGGCUGCCACUUCACCUCUGUGCCCAUUGGAGGUGGUGCAGGGCUGCCACUUCACCUCUGUGGGCUAUGCAUUGGCUGGGGCCUCCUCUCUGUAGUGCCCCUACUCAUGGUUCCCCCCCGUGUGUUUUUCCCCCCAUCGUUUGUCUCUGCAGGUGCGCAUUGGAGGUGCGCAUUGGAGGUGGUGCAGGGCUGCCACUUCACCUCUGUGCGCAUUGGAGGUGGUGCAGGGCUGCCACUUCACCUCUGUGGGCUAUGCAUUGGCUGGGGCCUCCUCUCUGUGCGCAUUGGAGGUGGUGCAGGGCUGCCACUUCACCUCUGUGGGCUAUGCAUUGGCUGGGGCCUCCUCUCUGUAGUGCCCCUACCCAUGGCUCCCCCCCGUGUGUUUUCCCCCCCAUCGUUUGUCUCUGCAGGUGCGCAUUGGAGGUGGUGCAGGGCUGCCACUUCACCUCUGUGGGCUAUGCAUUGGCUGGGGCCUCCUCUCUGUAGUGCCCCUACCCAUGGCUCCCCCCCGUGUGUUUUCCCCCCCAUCGUUUGUCUCUACAGGUGCGCAUUGGAGGUGGUGCAGGGAUGCCACUUCACCUCUGUGCGCAUUGGAGGUGGUGCAGGGCUGCCACUUCACCUCUGUGGGCUAUGCAUUGGCUGGGGCCUCCUCUCUGUAGUGCCCCUACCCAUGGCUCCCCCCCGUGUGUUUUCCCCCCCAUCGUUUGUCUCUGCAGGUGCGCAUUGGAGGUGCGCAUUGGAGGUGGUGCAGGGCUGCCACUUCACCUCUGUGCGCAUUGGAGGUGGUGCAGGGCUGCCACUUCACCUCUGUGGGCUAUGCAUUGGCUGGGGCCUCCUCUCUGUGCGCAUUGGAGGUGGUGCAUGGCUGCCACUUCACCUCUGUGGGCUAUGCAUUGGCUGGGGCCUCCUCUCUGUAGUGCCCCUACUCAUGGCUCCCCCCCCUUGUGUUUUUCCCCCCAUCGUUUGUCUCUGCAGGUGCGCAUUGGAGGUGGUGCAGGGCUGCCACUUCACCUCUGUGCGCAUUGGAGGUGGUGCAGGGCUGACACUUCACCUCUGUGGGCUAUGCAUUGGCUGGGGCCUCCUCUCUGUGCGCAUUGGAGGUGGUGCAGGGAUGCCACUUCACCUCUGUGCGCAUUGGAGGUGCGCAUUGGAGGUGGUGCAGGGCUGCCACUUCACCUCUGUGCGCAUUGGAGGUGGUGCAGGGCUGCCACUUCACCUCUGUGGGCUAUGCAUUGGCUGGGGCCUCCUCUCUGUAGUGCCCCUACUCAUGGCUUCCCCCCCUUGUGUUUUUCCCCCCAUCGUUUGUCUCUGCAGGUGCGCAUUGGAGGUGGUGCAGGGAUGCCACUUCACCUCUGUGCGCAUUGGAGGUGGUGCAGGGCUGCCACUUCACCUCUGUGCGCAUUGGAGGUGCGCAUUGGAGGUGGUGCAGGGAUGCCACUUCACCUCUGUGGGCUAUGCAUUGGCUGGGGCCUCCUCUCUGUGCGCAUUGGAGGUGGUGCAGGGAUGCCACUUCACCUCUGUGCGCAUUGGAGGUGGUGCAGGGCUGCCACUUCACCUCUGUGGGCUAUGCAUUGGCUGGGGCCUCCUCUCUGUAGUGCCCCUACUAAUGGUUCCCCCCGGUGUGUUUUCCCCCCCAUCGUUUGUCUCUGCAGGUGCGCAUUGGAGGUGCGCAUUGGAGGUGGUGCAGGGCUGCCACUUCACCUCUGUGCGCAUUGGAGGUGGUGCAGGGCUGCAUCCUCACUUCUAUGGGCUACGCAUUGGUUGGGAGCCUCCUCUUAGUAGUGCCCUCUCCCCACACAUAGUGUCCCCCCUAUUGUUUUCCGCCCCCAUCCUUUGA
Messenger RNA from Closterium sp. NIES-65, 6189 nucleotides. Lineage: Eukaryota; Viridiplantae; Streptophyta; Zygnematophyceae; Desmidiales; Closteriaceae. The record is from the annotation of a GenBank genome assembly.